AUGGAACUAAGAUCUCUGCUUGACACAGGCAAUAAACUGGGUCACCUCGUCAGCAAGAGCGCCAUCGACGAGAUGGGCUUGUGGCCCGAAGUGAAUAGAAACAACAUCCGGACUGGGACUACCUUGACCGGAAGACUCGAAACGCUCGGAUCAAUCGACCUAGACUACUAUCUUGGAGACAAUCGUAACUGUUUCACAGACACCUUCCAUAUAUUUGAUGAUUGGUUUUACAAGAACCACGAUGUUCUGUUCUCUCCUGGGACUGAAAACAAUAACCUCGUUGGAAUGGUAGCAUUUGACAAACACGGGGAAACUGAAGACGAGAGAACAAUGGAAUGGGAAAGAGAACGGAGGAGAGAAGAAGAAAUAAGACAAGAGGCAGAGCGACUCCGGACUAUGCAGCAGCAAAGGGAAGAGCAAGAGAGAAGAAAUGAAGCAAGGAGACGACGAGAAAGAGAGCAGGCUACAAGAUCGAGAGAAGAUUAA
This is a messenger RNA of Clonostachys rhizophaga, 486 nucleotides long. Lineage: Eukaryota; Fungi; Ascomycota; Sordariomycetes; Hypocreales; Bionectriaceae. The record is from the annotation of a GenBank genome assembly.